Messenger RNA from Radiomyces spectabilis, 926 nucleotides. RefSeq lists its product as uncharacterized. Bases 315 to 926 code for a protein of 203 amino acids. The transcript has 6 exons. The record is from RefSeq and is a predicted model, not a curated record. Lineage: Eukaryota; Fungi; Mucoromycota; Mucoromycetes; Mucorales; Radiomycetaceae.
CUGUAUUCUACUUAAGCUUCUCUGUUAUUGGUUCUUAUUUCAUACAUAAAGUAUAAAUUAUUGUUGGAAAAUUCCAUUAAUUUCCUCUUUAUGAAUGCUUGCGACAUUAUAAGAGUGAAGUCUACGAGGGUCGCUUGUUAUUUUGCAAACACAGAGUUAUCGAUCCAGUUGAUUAAGAUAGAGCUUCCCAAUUGGAGAGAUUCUCCAACACGGCGUUCGACAGCAAUCCUUUCCCGUACGUCACAAUUUUUACUAUGCGCGUUCCCUAUAACGCCCUUUCUCUUUCUGCUGUCCGUUUCUACAUAACGUAAGUCAUGUCCGUCCCGCAAGCCAUAAACGAUAUCACUGCUGCUGUUGUUCAGCCCGCCGGCCCUUCGCCGCUGAAUCCCCUGCUGUCUUCAUGCUCCCGCAAGACGACAUUGCUCGCUUCAUUAAGGAACAAGAAGAGCGGUAAGUCAUUUCCUAUCCUAUACUGUACUUUCGUGCACAAGCCUUACCCUGCUCCUGGCGCUCUCUUUAUUCGCGAUCAUUAUACGUGUCAUCGUGCUGGUAGCUACCACUCCACCGCGAAGAAGCGCCGCGUCAAGCCUUCCAUCCGUUGUGGAUGUCAAGCCCGAAUCUCUGUCUCCUCCUAUGAGGCUGAAAGGGGUUUUGUUGAGGAGUACUUGAGAACGGGCCCCAUCUUUGAGCGUCUCUCCAACUGGAUUGAGGAGCAAGUGCAAAGCAAGUUCACUUGGGCCAAGAUCAAUGAGAUGCUUCGCUUGGACAGCGACACUCUGACCAAGUACGACGCUGUUGAUGGUGGGUGGUCGAUGUUGGCCUUCAUGAGCACAUGGCAGAUUGAGUUUGACAACGCUGAUGAUGGAUGGUCAAUAACUGCUUUGAUGAGUCGAUGGCAGUUGGAGGGUCCUCCAGCUCUGACCUGA